CCUUCCACGCUCGCAACGCACAGUACUACUACUACUAGACCAGUCCAGUACUCCACCACCGCUGGUAGCGCAAAUCAAACGACCAAAGCUGCCAGCGAGAGAGAUUGCGGGCGCACACACACAAAAAAAAAAGUAGAAGCGAAAAGGAGGAGGUGGGGAGAGAGGCUUUAGGGAGGAGGAGGAGGAGGAGCGGAAGGAAGCCCCCAAAUCGCAAACCCUAGCCUCCCGAUCUGCAAUGCCGUCGGCGUGAGGGGCGCCCGCAGAUGAGGCGGGUCGCGCCGGCGAUGAUCCUCGCCGCCGGGGCCGGCGGCGGUGACGACGGCGAAGGGGUCCAGGCGUUGGUGGAGAAGGCGCUGCCGAAUGGGGAUGUCUACCGCGGUGGGUUCGCCGGCGGCGCGCCGCACGGCAAGGGCAAGUACGUGUGGGCCGACGGGUGCAUGUACGAGGGGGAGUGGCGCCGUGGGAAGGCGUCCGGUAAGGGGCGUUUCUCGUGGCCGUCCGGUGCAACCUUCGAGGGGGAGUUCCGCGGCGGGCGGAUCGAGGGGCAAGGCGUCUUCGUCGGCCCCGACGGCGCCACCUACCGCGGCGCCUGGGCGGCGGACCGCCGGCAUGGCGCUGGCGCCAAGAGCUACGCCAACGGCGACUACUACGAGGGGCAGUGGCGCCGCAACAUGCAGGACGGCCACGGCCGCUACGUCUGGGCCACCGGCAACCAGUACGUCGGGGAGUGGCGCGGCGGGGUGAUUUCCGGCCGCGGCGUGCUGAUCUGGGCCAACGGGAGCCGCUACGACGGGGUUUGGGAGAACGGCGUGCCAAGGGGGACGGGAGUGUUCACUUGGCCCGACGGGAGCCGGUACGUCGGUUCCUGGCCGCGCAGCUGUGUGGACCUGCCAGCCAUCAGCGGCACCUUCUUCCCGCCGGUUGGCGUGGGGGGCGGGGGUGCAGCGCGGAAGAGGUCCUCCGUUGAGGGGAUUGGUGAGAAAGCAGCAGCCGUGCCCCGGAUCUGCAUCUGGGAGUCGGAGGGCGAAGCGGGAGACAUCACCUGCGACAUUGUGGACGCGCUCGAGGCGUCCAUGCUCUAUCGGGAGGCCGCUCCCGUUGCAGGUGGGCCGACUUAUAUGCGGACACAGCGCAGCACCACCCGGCGAGGAGCCAACGGAGGCCCGUGCUGGUCGUCAUCAGCCGCCACCACACCUGAGGGGAAGCGACCUGGGCAGACCAUCUCGAAGGGGCAUAAGAACUACGAACUCAUGCUGCAGCUGCAAUUGGGCAUCAGGCAUUCGGUGGGUAAAUCUGCCGCGGUGCCGAUCCGGGAGCUGGCACUGACGGAUUUUGAUCCUAGGGAAAAGUUCUGGACGCGGUUCCCACCUGAGGGGUCGAAAGUCACACCGCCGCAUUCCUCCCCGGAUUUCCGCUGGAAGGACUACUGCCCCAUGGUGUUCAGGCAUUUGAGGAAGUUGUUUGCUGUUGAUCCGGCGGAUUACAUGCUCGCUAUCUGUGGAAAUGAUGCCCUGAGGGAGCUCUCUUCGCCUGGGAAAAGCGGAAGCUUCUUUUACCUCACCCAAGAUGAUCGCUUCAUGAUUAAGACCGUGAAGAAAUCAGAAGUCAAGUUGCUGAUUCGGAUGUUGCCUAGCUACUACCAACAUGUUAGUCAAUAUGAUUACUCACUAAUCACAAGGUUCUAUGGUGUCCACUGUGUAAAACCUCUUAAUGGGCAGAAGGUCCGCUUCAUUGUCAUGGGCAAUUUAUUCUGCUCAGAGUAUCAGAUUCAUCGUCGUUUUGAUCUUAAAGGUUCAUCCUAUGGCCGAACAGCGGACAAAUUUGAAGAAGAGAUUGAUGAGACAACCACUCUUAAGGACUUGGACCUGAACUUUGUAUUUCGGUUGCGGCGAUCUUGGUAUAGAGAUCUGCAUCAGCAACUUCGGAGAGAUUGUGAAUUUUUGGAGUCUGAAGGGAUUAUGGAUUACAGCUUCUUGGUGGGAGUUCACUUUUGUGAUAAUGUAUCUGCCUCAAAGAUGGGCUUGUCUACUUUCACUGCUUCUCCAAAGCUUUCAAUGAAGAGAGAAUCAUUUCAAGUUGGUGGUGGCAUGCCAGAGCUGUGCUUCUCAGAUAAUGAUUUUGAUAGGGUACCAGAUUGCAGGAAGCCAUUGAUUAGACUGGGGGCACACAUGCCAGCAAGGGCGGAGCAAGCGUCCAGAAGAAGUGAAUUUGACCCAUUUCUCCUCGGCGGUGGGGGAUUCUUGGCCCCAAACCAGACUGGCGAAGUGUAUGAUGUGAUCCUGUAUUUUGGUAUAAUCGACAUUCUCCAGGAUUAUGACAUCACCAAAAGGCUUGAGCAUGCCUACAAGUCGUUACAGACGGACCCCAAUUCAAUAUCUGCCGUAGACCCGAAGCUCUAUUCGAAGAGGUUUCAAGAUUUUAUUGGCAGAAUUUUUGUGGAAGAUGGCUAGAAUGGGGUAAAGAUGCAACGUGAACUCUAUUUGGAUUACAGAUUACCUGCAAGAAUUCGAAGGUGGUUUUGCAAGAUAUUUCUGCGCCGUAACUGGAGCCCCACGUAAUUACCAGCCAUCAUCUUCUGCAACAGGGAUCUGGUAAAAGCAGCACGUCCGCUUGGUCACGUCGUUGAACCUCGUUCAGCAGUGCAGGGAGAUUAAGUUGCGAAAGCAAUUUGUGGCGAAUUUGCUACAAGAAUUGGAUUGGCUGGAUUUUGAAGCACAGCCACGAAGUAGGAGAGUAGGUAUCUGUAUAUUUUGUGAUUUGGUGGGGUUCUUCUAGAUUCGAUGGUAGGACUUUUCUUUUCUUCAUUUAGGUAGGAUUCCUUUCGCAGGUUUAAUUUCCCCCUUUUAUAUAUCUGUUGGAUGUAAAGAAGGGGAUAGGGGAUUUUUGUUUCCAGAAAGAGGGUAUUUAAGGCUGCGGCAAGCAGUGAAUAAUGAGAUCAGUACAGAUACAUUUUGAUCCAGAGAAUGGAUUCAAUUCAGCAUCUUCA
This is a messenger RNA of Brachypodium distachyon (stiff brome), 2986 nucleotides long. Its product is annotated as phosphatidylinositol 4-phosphate 5-kinase 1. The transcript is spliced from 8 exons. Gene Ontology annotation, biological process: phosphatidylinositol metabolic process. Bases 264 to 2450 code for a protein of 728 amino acids. The record is from RefSeq and is a predicted model, not a curated record. Gene Ontology annotation, molecular function: ATP binding; 1-phosphatidylinositol-4-phosphate 5-kinase activity. Lineage: Eukaryota; Viridiplantae; Streptophyta; Magnoliopsida; Poales; Poaceae.